GGUUCUCUACAAAAAACCAUCAACAAACGACGUCGUUAGGGAGGUUCUCACUGUUCAUGAUAACCUAUGAAUGCGGAUGUAUGGCCCGAGCCACCGAGGUGAGAUUCGGUCUUCUUUUCGGGUUUGGGCAUUCAAUCUGUGGCGAUUGAAACAAAGUGAGAGUAUUGGAGGACGAGAGCGAAAUGGGAGAGACGAGCGAAGAGGAUCCGCAGAGGAUGAAGAGAAUAGCGGCGGCGGCCUACGACUAUGAGAACGAUCCCAGAUGGGCUGACUACUGGUCCAACUUCCUCAUACCUCCCCACAUGGCCUCCCGCUCCGAUGUCGUCGACCACUUCAAGCGCAAGUUCUACCGGCGCUACAUCGAUCCUGAGCUUGUGGUAGAGACCAUGCCUCCUAAUAGUUCACCUAAGCCAUCACGGCCAUCAGCACCAUCAUCCACAUCUUCAAAUGACCAAGCUCGGCCACGUAACUCAGAGUCAACAACUCGAACAUCAGGGACGUCGGCAAGCACCAGUCCUAAUCCAACCUCUCUGCAUUGGGAUCGGCAAACUAUUCAGUUCUCCAUGAAUGCUUGGGUGUUUGUUGUGGCUGUGCUUGCAAUUUUUCCACUGGUACCUAGAAAUCUUUCACAAAGGACAUAUCGGCUUUCCUUUAUGGGCACUGCAUGUUCCUCUUUGUAUUCAGUGUAUUCACUAUAUGGGAAACCCAGAGCAUGGAAUCUGCAGGUUUUGCAAGUUUACUUUCAGUCUAUUAUUGCAACCAAGGAAUUUAUCUACUUCAUCUACUGCCUUACCUUUGUGACGUCAAAUCUUUGCCUCAAGUUUGCUUUGAUUCCCAUUUUAUGUCGAUCCAUUGAACAUGUUGCCAAGUUCCUUAGGCGUAAUUUCAGUCGCUCCUCUCUGUACAGGAAAUACUUGGAAGAGCCAUGUGUUUGGGUGGAGUCAAACACAACUACCCUCAGCUUAGUGUCUUCGCACGCUGAGAUUGGACUUGGCUUCCUUCUAAUUAUCUCUUUGCUCUCGUGGCAGCGCAGCCUAAUACAAACUUUCAUGUACUGGCAGUUAUUGAAGCUCAUGUAUCAUGCCCCUGUCACUGCAAGUUAUCAUAGUAGUGUAUGGGCAAAGAUUGGGAGGACCGUCAAUCCCCUUGUCCGCCGCUAUGCCCCAUUCUUGAAUACUCCGAUUUCUGCUGCCCAGAGAUGGUGGUUCAGAUAGAAAGAAGCCCUCCAAGUGAGGGGAGGGGACUAAACGGAAAACAUUGUUCCACUUGAGAUUCACUGCAACUUUUUACCAAGGAAAGUAACUUAUGUCAGAUACAUGACAAAUACUUUAAUUAUGAUUAUAACUGGAACUUAGGUAAUGUUGGUCCCUAAGUAUGAAAUGUAGGACCAAGGUAUGGAUUUUGUGCUGAAAUGAAUUCUUUC
This is a messenger RNA of Juglans microcarpa x Juglans regia, 1423 nucleotides long. RefSeq names its product transmembrane protein 33 homolog. Gene Ontology annotation, cellular component: endoplasmic reticulum; membrane. The transcript has 9 exons. NCBI's taxonomy places the organism in Eukaryota, Viridiplantae, Streptophyta, Magnoliopsida, Fagales, Juglandaceae. Gene Ontology annotation, biological process: membrane organization; endoplasmic reticulum tubular network organization. The coding region runs from base 183 to 1214 and encodes 343 amino acids. The record is from RefSeq and is a predicted model, not a curated record.